GUCAUAGGCUUUAAUAAUGUCAAACGAUCUUUAUUUAAAUUUGUUUUUCAAAAUAUUUCUGGAAAGCUAGAAAUAGAACACCUUUGGAUGCCAGAUCUAGGAGGAAUCUGAGAACCUUCCAGUCUUGUCUCACAGCUGAGGUGUGAGGUUUCGGGGGUGAUCUUCACGGAGGCCCUUGGAGAGGCCACACUUCCAGGUCGCCCAGGUGCUGAAAGGGCACGUGGUGCUCUGGGGAACAGGAAUGGCACUGCCCCUGUGGAGGGAGGUGGGGAGGAAGUGUGUGGUCUCUGUGAGAAUCUGUGGUUCACAAGGUGGCCUGUGUUUACCCUGGGGUGGGGGUGGGGGUGGGGUUUUUGCCUUCAACACAGCCUCCAGCUUGUGCUAAAACCAGAACCUGGAACAGAAAGUGCUCGGAACCUUCCCUGCUGUUUCCAUGGUGCCCACAACAACCCUAGGAAACCAAAGAUAAGAGCCCCACCAAAGCACCUUGGUCCACAAGGAAAAAAGGUGAUCAUCUUUUCCCCACUGUGUAAUCUCCACUAUUAUUUGUGAAAAUGUUGAAUGCGCCCAAGACUCGGCUGGAGCGCCGGAUUGUUGGCUCAACGAACCGGUGGCGUUUCCCCAAAGAGCCUUUUUCAGGGGACCUGCUGGCACUUUCCCAGAUGUGCAAGGCUUUGAGCAUAGACCUCGACGACGCUCUGAAACAUCCAGACAGGUUAUGCAUUUCAAAAAUUCAGAAGCUUUUCUCUGAGAAUUUCAACAACCAGGCCACCCAAAGUUGGGAACCAGAUGUGAUUCUUGAAUGCCUAGGCUCCAAGUGGGAACUCCAUCAACCCCAGCUUUUUCAAUCUGAGACCUUGGCCAAACUUUACCUGGCAGCCCUGAUACAGAGCACAAAUCGCUCCCUGGGAGAAAUGAACAAGACUCUGCAAGUUCACUCACCUGGGAAGACCAAAGAAAAAUCCCCCUUCAAGAAGAUGAUUGUUUCUUUGAGGAUCAAUGAUCCAUCUGUCACCAGAGUUGCCUUCGCUACGGCCCUGAGGAGCCUCUACAUAAGCGAAGCAGAGAUAAACACGGACGACGCAGUGGCGGUGCUGGCUUCAGCUAACAUCCUCCAGUUCAGCAGCCUGUUUCAAAAGUGUGUGGACAUGAUGAUAAAAGCACUCACAUCAAGCACCAUCAAGAGCUUCUACCUGGCUGGCUGCAGGUACAAAGAAGAGCGGCUCACCAAGGCCUGUGAGAAGUGGCUGGAAAUGAACUUGGUCCCUCUGCUGGGGACACAGCUCCACCUCCGCUAUAUCCCACAGGAUCUGCUCCACAAGGUGCUGAAGUCCCCCAGGUUGUUUACAUUUAGUGAGUUCCAUCUUCUGAAAACCUUACUCUUGUGGGUCUACUUGCAACUGAACAGAAAUAUCCAGGUGAUUCCAGUCAAUGAGACUGUGCUGACCUAUUUCAACAGCUUUUCCAAGGAGUGUUGCUUUCUGGACCGGGAUAUAGGACACUGCUGGAUUCCUCUCUUCCUUUGCUUACGUCUGCACAACAUCACCAGUGUCAAGGAUCUGGAGAAAUUAAGGAACAUUAACUUCUUCCCCACGUCCUGGCUCAUCCGGGUCACAGCCAACCAUUACCAUUCGCUGGAGAAUGGAGGAGACAUGAUCCGCCUGAAAGAUCUACUCACCCAGGGAGUGAGGUUUGGGCUGCUCUUUAACAAGGAAUAUACCACUCAUUCAAAGAUGGUUUCUAUAUAUGGGUUCUUCUUUGAGUUAAAAGGAACCAAACAUGACACUACCUCUUACAGUUUUUACAUGCAGAGAAUAAGACACACAGACUUGGAGUCUCCCUCUGCAAUCUGUGAGCGCAGCACUGUCAGCCUGAGAGCAGAGCGCCUGGUGAAGUACGAGAUCAGAGCCCAUGCCCUGGUGAAUGGUAGGUGGCAGGAGUUCAGUACCAACCAGAUCACACAGAAGUUUGGGUUCGUCAAGCCACACUGCAAAAGCCAUGUCUUGAAAGUCCAAAGUGUGGGCGUUCCAAUCUAUGCAAGCUUUGUAAUUAUCUUCCCAGUAUCCUGACAGUUUUCAGAAGAAUCUAUGGGAUGUUCUCCUACCAAUCUGCAUAAAAGGAAAUAAAAUGACAUCAAAAGAAGAACUGCACGGUUACUGUACUAGUUAACAAUGGUCUUAUUAGAAAUUUUGUCCACAUUUUGUCUCGCUUGAAGAGGGAAGGUGCCACAGCCACGAGUCCACUGGCCAUCCUUGACCCCAAAGCACCCUGAGCCCAGCCCCUCGGGAGGUUGUAGGUGACAACACCUGCAAAUCAACAGGCUCCAUCUGGGAGCUUCAGUAUUUCCCUUCUGCUACAGCUGCACCUGGUACACAGAACCACACCCCCAGCUAUUGCCCCUGGCAGCUGUGACAGCCAGAACAAGAGGUAAGAAGGGAAGGAAGCAACUGUAAGGCACAGAGUGACUUAUUUUAUCUAUCAUCCCACUUAGGCACUGGACACACACACAGUGCUCAACCUCCCAGAGGCAGGGCUAUUUCUAUGUCUGCCCCUGGGAGAGUGAGGUGUGUGUGUUCAUACAAGGCUUUUUGCAGUGUCCUAGCUGUGGACCUGUCGGUUUCCAUUCCCCACAUGGCCCACUGGAAAGAGGUGGGAUCUCACCUGUCAUCUGUGCAAACGACAUGUGAGUCAUGGCUCUGCUACAGGCCAGCUGCCUGUGCUGGUCUUGGGACAUCUCACUGGAUUCUGACCGGGGAAGUGGGAAGCUGUGAGCGUGGUCUCGCUGAGGAGGUGGCCUGGAAGAGAGCCUGGAAACAUAAGCAGUGUCCUUGGGGAGGAGGAGUGGGAAAUGGACACAAAGUGAGGGCCACACAGCUGAGAGAAAGUUGUUUCCAGCCGCAGGGCUCCUGGACUGAAUGUGCAUCAGAAUCAACCUGGAGUUCAUGCAAAUGCAGGCCCUGGGCCAAGCCCACAGAGACUGAGUGUGCAGUCUGAGAAACACACAGGAGUGUGCACUUUACCUGGCUUCCCAAGGGAUCCUGAUGCAGAAAGUCUGGGGCUCACACCCAGAAAGGACCCUGAUGUGAAAACGGAUUCCACAGCAGGGCUUCUGUCUGUGCCACACACAUCCAGUCACUGUUCUCACCCAGUGCCGAAAACUCAGCCACAAACCUGUGAGUCUAUUUCACCACAGCUGAAAUAGCUGAUUGAGAACAACAAUAGCAACAAGAAAAAGAAAAAGAAAUUUCCUAGACUGUUGAAUAAACAAAACCUCAAAUAAUGAGUCAUCUUCUGCAGUCCUGUGACUGCACAAGGCCUACUUGAGGCUGAGAGGCCACGUGGAGGAGAACCAAGUACCCCAGCCCAACCCCUGCUCCAUCUGCCAGAUGUGUGAACCAGACCAUCUGGAACUUCCAUCGCAGGCUCCGCCCAUGAAAUACGCCCUCUGAAGUGAUUUCCAAGAAACCCCAAGACCGACUUCUGCCAAUGCUCAGAUUUGCCCAGUCAUUUCCUGCCAGCCUAACCACUGCCGCCAUUGGUGAAGAAGGCCCUCCCCCUGAUGCAUGUAAUUCAGACGUGAGUGAAAGCAAAAGUGGCUUCAGCGUUUAUUUCACAUCUCAGAAUCUCUUGGUUUCUCAGCCUCCCAGAGACAUUUUUCCCUAACCCAUUUCUCAUCCAACCAAAGGGGCCUGAUUGCUCUUGGGCUCUGUGGGGGAGAGGGAAGCUCACAGUGCAUCAUCAUGAAUAGCAGCCAGAAGCUAGGCUUGGGAAUUUGGAUGUGAAGGCAGCUGGGAGGAGGGCCUGUCAUGAGUGUACCAGAAAGGGCCCAGAGAGGCUGAGCACAGUGAUUAACUUUUCUUUAAUCUCUGCCUCCCUGAACAGCGCAGCAAUUGCCUGCUUCCCCCAACAAGCUCGGCAUGAGUCACUUGAUGUCUUACUAGAGGCGGGGUAUGUUUUAUUUUAGGCAGGUGCAAGUGC
Messenger RNA from Fukomys damarensis (Damara mole-rat), 3978 nucleotides. RefSeq names its product BTB domain containing 16 (gene Btbd16). Lineage: Eukaryota; Metazoa; Chordata; Mammalia; Rodentia; Bathyergidae. The coding region runs from base 555 to 2069 and encodes 504 amino acids. Gene Ontology annotation, molecular function: protein binding. The record is from RefSeq and is a predicted model, not a curated record. The transcript is spliced from 18 exons.